AUGGCGAGUCUUGAACCUUAUAUCAACGUACGAUAUAAGUUAAAAACUUCGGAGAAUUUUGAAGAAUAUCUCAAGUUUAUUGGUGUCGGCAUCCUCUCCCGCAAGACAGCCUGCGCGGUCAGUCCUGUGGCUGUCCUGACUCGUGAUGGAGACGUCUACACCCUGACUAUGAUCACCACCUUCAGAACUGUAGCGUUUAGCUUCAAAUUUGAUGAAGAGUUCAUUGAGGAAAGACCUGAUGGUGUCAAGCUUAAAUCUCUAUUAACCGUCGAUGGAGAUAAAUUAAUUCAAACACAGACCGAAGAUAACGGACGAAAAUCGACCCACGUGCGAACAUUCACACCGGAAACACUGACAGUGGUCACGACAGCAGAAGGUUGGGAAGGCAAAUGUGUACGAAUCUACGAAGUCGUUAAAAAUUAG
This is a messenger RNA of Trichoplusia ni (cabbage looper), 423 nucleotides long. RefSeq names its product fatty acid-binding protein, muscle-like. The coding region runs from base 1 to 423 and encodes 140 amino acids. Gene Ontology annotation, biological process: fatty acid transport. The record is from RefSeq and is a predicted model, not a curated record. NCBI's taxonomy places the organism in Eukaryota, Metazoa, Arthropoda, Insecta, Lepidoptera, Noctuidae. The transcript has 4 exons. Gene Ontology annotation, cellular component: nucleus; cytosol. Gene Ontology annotation, molecular function: fatty acid binding.